AGGGGCGGGCUCGGCGGGGGCGGUAGUAGCCUCCCGCCUUUCGGAGAAUCCGCACUGGAAAAUUCUCUUAUUAGAGGCGGGAGGCGACGAAACGGAGAUAUCGGAUGUCCCUGCCCUAGCCGGCUAUUUACAACUAGGCCGGUUAGAUUGGCAGUACAAAUCGGAACCUCAACCUACUGCGUGCAGGGCGAUGAAACAUUGGAUGCAUCGAGUUCUACUCUUCCGAGACGAAAUUCUGAAACGAUUGAGAGUAACACCGAGAGUAACAUCGUCGGA
Molecule: messenger RNA, 276 nt
Organism: Darwinula stevensoni
Lineage: Eukaryota; Metazoa; Arthropoda; Ostracoda; Podocopida; Darwinulidae
Source: the annotation of a GenBank genome assembly